Mizuhopecten yessoensis (Yesso scallop) is the source of this 485-nucleotide messenger RNA. Its product is annotated as copine-8-like. The coding region runs from base 69 to 485 and encodes 138 amino acids. The transcript has 6 exons. Gene Ontology annotation, molecular function: calcium-dependent phospholipid binding. Gene Ontology annotation, biological process: cellular response to calcium ion. The record is from RefSeq and is a predicted model, not a curated record. Gene Ontology annotation, cellular component: plasma membrane. NCBI's taxonomy places the organism in Eukaryota, Metazoa, Mollusca, Bivalvia, Pectinida, Pectinidae.
UGUUUCCUGUUUCCGUUUUCUUCUAUUAUAGUGUACGCUCAAAGCGUUUGUAUGAUUCAGAAAAAAAUAUGGCUUCCUUCCAACCAGGAACCGCCGUUGCUCCAUCUUCACAAGUGGAAAUCAGCGUUGCUUGCAAAAACCUGAGGGACAAAGAUGCCUUCUCAAAAUCAGAUCCAAUUGUCGUUCUUUCCACGAAAGAUGUCCGAACAAGUUCAUAUUAUGAGUUUGGAAGAAGUGAAAUGGUGAAGAAUUGCCUUAAUCCACAAUUCGUGAAGAAGUUCACUAUGAACUAUUUCUUUGAAGAAAGUCAAAAGCUGAAAUUUGAAGUCUAUGAUGUUGAUUCCCCGAGUCAGAGAUUAGAUGCACAUGACUUCCUUGGUAGACUUGAAUGCACACUGGGAGAAAUUGUCAGUGCCCUUGGUGGUAAACUAGAGAAGCCAAUGGUAGGUUUGAAAGGAACACCAGGACAGAUCAUAAGUAAGUGA